GCAGUAAGAUGAAUGCUGUGAUUCUGUUUGUGCUGCCAAUGAUCGUAGCAUUGGCGCUGGCGCAGAGACAACAAUUUUUGUCUGUUGAUCAGGUCUGUGGGCCAAGCAAUGACAAUACAACAAGAAUUUGCAUGCGUUCCAAUGAAUGUAACCCUGAGCAUAAAGACUCGGCGCCAAGUUGUGGUUUCUAUGGCGGCAUUGAUCUUAUCUGUUGUCCUGGUGCGCCAAAAUUAGUCUACAACUCCUUGGUCUCGCUGCGUUAUCUGAAACAACCCUAUUUGGAUGACAAUAUUUAUCGUUGUACGGCCGUUAUAGCAACGAACGGCUUACUGAUAACGUCUACCAACUGCGUUAGCGACGAUGCCUCGAGUAAUCCCAAUAGUGCACUCUUUGGUGUUAGCAAUCCAUCUGCAUCGGCUUGGAAUCAUAUGGAGAUAGAAGUUAAAGAACCUAUAGUCAACCACAACAAGGGCUAUGCUGUGCUGCGACUGGCCGAGCCUAUUGACAAGGCGAAUCUGUCUGUCCAUGUUGAGAAAGCAAAUUUUUGCAGCAGGACAAUAGAUAGUCAGGAUAAACUGUAUGCUGUGGGCUAUGCUCAACAUAAUGGCAUCAAUUGUGGCCUGUUCAAGACCCAGCUGCGUCUGGUUGACUUUAAUGAGUGCCGCAAUGUGCACAACGAGUUCGAAAUGCUCAACAUUAGCAAGAGGACGCAUCUGUGUCUGCGGCCGGUGCAGAAUUCUCGGACGAAUCUUUCAGGCCCAAAUAAUUGUCAGCGUUGUUUAAUUGCCAGCAGCAGUGUGUUGCAUGUAGAGCAAGCAAAUGGAAGUGUUUGUGUGCUAGGCAUUGCCACGCCCACAAUGGCAGAUUGCAUUCAAAGCGAAGGGCCACUAUACUACCUGGGCAUUGUAACCGAGUAAAUUACAAAUCAUUAUAAUAAUCAUAAGAUUGUUACUUAGCAUUUAUAGGAAAAUAUACAUUCAUAUUAGGCAACAGUCCACAAAUACACAAACAUUUCAUUUAUUUUAUCUAUCAAGCUACGUCCUCAAGUGUACUCAAUCCCAGCUUUGGCUAAACCUAAGCAAA
Molecule: messenger RNA, 1083 nt
Organism: Drosophila busckii
Lineage: Eukaryota; Metazoa; Arthropoda; Insecta; Diptera; Drosophilidae
Exons: 5
Coding region: 9-917 (302 amino acids)
Biological process (GO): proteolysis
Molecular function (GO): serine-type endopeptidase activity
Source: RefSeq, a predicted model, not a curated record